CACUACACUCACUACUUCCUACUCUUUGCUGAAUUUCCUAUUUUUUCAUUUUUCCUUCAAAUUUCAAUACUCCCUAGCCUUCUUUUGCUUUCUUCCCAAAUGGCCAGUGUUGAGGUUCAACCAGCUGCAACAGCAUUGCCCGAGAAUGAGACACCACAGGUAACCAAAACAGAGGAGACUCUCAAAGAAGAACCUGUGGUUCAAGCACCAGUUGCCACUGAGGCAGUAGAGGCAGAACCAACGGAAACAACACCUAAAGAGGAAGCUGCGGGGGAGCCUGAGGCAGCUCCAGUAGUUGAAGCUGUUGCGGAGGUUGAAACAAAGGAGGUUGUAGAAGAAACAAAGGUUGAGGAGGAAGAGAAGCCAGCUGCAGAAGAGACGAAGGAAGAGGCUACUGAGGUGAAGCCUGCAGAAGUAGAAGCAGUUGUGGAGGAGACCAAGGUGGAGACCACUGAGGUUGUCGAGGAAGCACCUGCAGCUCCUGUGGAGGAGGAAGAGGAGAAGCCAGCGGCGGUGGAAGAGAAGGCAGUGGAAGCAGAAGCCAAAACAGAAGUUCCUGUUGAGAAGGCUGAGGAAUAGAGAGGCUAGACAAGGCUGCAUGUCAAAGUUGGCAACUUUUUUAGCUUUCUAUUACUAUUAUUGUUGCUAGUCUUUCUCUUUUCUAUUACUAGUUGACUAGCUCUAUGAUGAAAAUAUGGAUGGGGUUUCCUCUUAUUUGGUUGAUAGAGUUUGAUUUUUAGCACUUGGGUCCUUGUUGGCAGAGAUAUUCUAGGUUUUAUGCAUGGGGAGGGAGUUAAAAUGAAGGAGGAAGACUGUUUGGGUUCAAUCAGGGUCAGAAUGCGUUUGCUUUGGUGUGAUGAGAGGUCAUAUCUCUGUAUCUCAAUAAUAAUGUUUUUAUAUUUUUUUUUUCUUUUGAAAAUAUUUACAUGCCAUUUUACUUAUGCUUC
This is a messenger RNA of Rubroshorea leprosula, 947 nucleotides long. Lineage: Eukaryota; Viridiplantae; Streptophyta; Magnoliopsida; Malvales; Dipterocarpaceae. The record is from the annotation of a GenBank genome assembly.